This is a messenger RNA of Drosophila montana, 1880 nucleotides long. RefSeq names its product scaffold protein salvador-like. Gene Ontology annotation, molecular function: protein binding; molecular adaptor activity. The transcript has a single exon. Gene Ontology annotation, biological process: positive regulation of apoptotic process; apoptotic process; hippo signaling. The record is from RefSeq and is a predicted model, not a curated record. Lineage: Eukaryota; Metazoa; Arthropoda; Insecta; Diptera; Drosophilidae. Gene Ontology annotation, cellular component: cytosol.
UGCCCUGCAUGAACUAUUUAACAAUUUUGCUGUGCAAUCGUAAACCAACGAUGCUCUCGCGCCGGGGCAAAGAUAAAUCACAGGCACAUAAAGAGGGCGUAGUGGGGAAGUAUGUGAAGAACGAUACCCCGCCGGAGAUACCGGUGAUAAAUGUGUGGACUUCCUAUUCAGAUCAACAUCAACGUGCAAAAAAGAAGUCUUUGCAGAGGUGUGCAAGUACUUCGCCUAGCUGUGAGUUUAAGCCGCGCAGCUCGAGUUCUAGUCGCAAUGCGUAUUCUUGUAGUGAUGUUCAGCCGGAUUACUAUCACGCGCGCAGAGCUCAAAGCCAGUUGCCGCUAAACAAUCAGCAAUCACUUCCAACACAGGGUAACACACAAUGUCGAGGUGGUAGCAACCAGCUAUGCCAAGGAAACAGUAACUACGUCAACAUUGAGCAAAUGGACCGUAUGCGACGUCAGCAGUCAUCGCCACUGUUACUAACCAACAAUCCAACAAGGGGCUUUCAGCGAAGUUAUUCUGCCCAAAAGCCCUCGCAACCUCAUGGGGGUACAACUAGCUAUGACGUCGAUCCUGGACUACUUAACACCUCCUACGCAAAUAUGAUACAAAUGCCACGCCGACCCCCAUCACCUGCACAGUUCGCAAUGCAGCAACCACAACAGCUCCUACAUCACCCUUCCACUACAUUUGGAUCAGUGAUUCGAUUCGAACCGUCUACAAUAGCAACAAAAGAUCAUCCACGGUAUCCCCAGACAAGAUCACCACUAGGACAACAUCAUCAGCAUCAGCAACAACAAUUGGCAGCGCAUAUGGUUGGUAGUUAUUCCAGCGAUUCGUAUCCAAUAUAUGAGAAUCCGUAUCGCGUAUCUUCCAUGCGGGUGACGCAAUCACAGCGCUCUGAAUCUCCAAUUUACAGUAAUACAACAGCGUCAUCGGCUACGCUUAGUGUUACUCCACAUCAUCAUCAUCAUUUACCAGUACCUUUAGGUGGAUCUCUGAGUGGUCGAGGCGGAAGCUCUGGUAGCAUGCGUGGCGCCUCUACUUCGGUUCAAUCCCUCUAUGCGCCACCUCUUACGCCGCCUGCAUCCAGUACUUCAACUGCUGGAGAUACCAAUGGUAACGGAGCGUUGCAAAAAGUACCCUCACAGCAGUCGCUUAAAGAGAGCGAAGAAUUGCCACUGCCGCCAGGUUAGGCCACGCAAUACACGCUGCAUGGUAGGAAAUACUAUAUUGACCACAACGCACAUACAACGCAUUGCAAUCAUCCACUGGAGCGCGAGGGUCUGCCGGUUGGUUGGCGUCGCGUUGUCUCGAAGAUGAAUGGUACCUAUUAUGAAAACCAGUAUACCAGGCAGUGCCAGCGGCAACAUCCAUGUCUUACAUCCUACCUCGUUUAUACCACGUCAGCAAAACCUCCUAAAGCAAUACGGCCCGAAGCGCCAAUGUAUUCACCACCUUCACAUACACAUACUGCAUUGGUGCCAGCCAAUCAGUACCUACUUGAAGAAAUACCAAAAUGGUUGGCUGUCUAUUCUGAGGCGGACUCCUCCAAGGAUCAUCUGCUGCAGUUUAAUAUGUUUAGCCUGCCUGAGCUCGAAGGCUUCGAUAGCAUGUUAGUACGUCUCUUUAAGCAAGAGCUCGGUACAAUCGUCGGGUGCUAUGAGCGCUAUCGUCGCGCAUUAAUACUGGAGAAGAAUCGACGCGCCAAUCACAACAAGCUACAGCUGUGGUAGUCGCAUCUAAGAGUACGACUGUGCAAUUCGUACAACCGGUGUAUUUUUAUAACUUACUGAGAUGGUUUUCAAUGUUUCGUUAGUUCAGUUUGUAAACUGUGAUAUAAUUUGACUUAAAACGAAUGAAAAAUGGUUUCAAGAAUAUAA